Abrus precatorius (Indian licorice) is the source of this 2425-nucleotide messenger RNA. Its product is annotated as exocyst complex component EXO70B1-like. The record is from RefSeq and is a predicted model, not a curated record. Lineage: Eukaryota; Viridiplantae; Streptophyta; Magnoliopsida; Fabales; Fabaceae. Gene Ontology annotation, cellular component: exocyst. The coding region runs from base 52 to 2256 and encodes 734 amino acids. Gene Ontology annotation, biological process: exocytosis. Gene Ontology annotation, molecular function: phosphatidylinositol-4,5-bisphosphate binding. The transcript has a single exon.
UUCAUUUCUACGAAAUUUCUGUGAAAAUGAAGGGUUUCUCGGGAGUAAAAAAUGGUGUGCUCUGUUCGUGAAAAUGAAUUUGCAACAAAAGAAAUGAUGGUGCUCAUCCCCAUUGCGAGAUGGCUGAUGCAGUCAAAGAUAUGGCCAUUGGUGUGCUUUGUUUCAUCUGUUGUUGGACUCAUCUCUUACGCUCUGAGUUCCUCUUUCAACCAUUUAUUGGGAAAGUGGAGCUGGUGGAAGUUAUCACUUUACACUGUUUUCAGUUUCAUCAUCUCCUUUACGGUAUUGUUUACAAAGAAACGGCAUAGCUCAACUACUCUGCGGCUGGAAGCUCAUUUAGCAUUUUUGGUUCUGAUCAUCACUUCUGUGUACUCGUUUUUCUUAGAUAAAUUGUUCAAGGGAAAAUCAGAUGCAUAUGGUUUAGUUUCCUUUGCCGCUUUUGCCAUCAUGUCUCUCUGUUUGUCAAGACAGAUUCACUUGGGAUUUGAGGUUGAUCUGUUAUAUUUUUUCUGUGGAGCUCUAUUAGUACAGUUGAUGAAGGUAAAAUUAUGGUUAGUUACUAUUGGAGCCAUUUUCAGUUAUUCCCUAGUCAUUCUUCGUACUUCUUUGAAUUCUCCACCUCUCAGUGGUCAUCUUGUUGGUUCCUCUUUGGAUGCAGUCCAAGUUCAAGGAGACCACUUAGCCAUUGACGUCCAUUCAGAUUCACAAGAUAUCAGUGAUGGCAGGGCCAUUCAGGUGGAUUCAUUCCAAGCUAUUAAUAUUGGCACGGCACAAGAAGCCAACACUGACAGUGCUUUUGUCAGUCCAGUUUCACAAGGAAAUUUUGACAGUUCUCUUGUCAUGCUAGAGUUCCUGAAUUGUAUAAAUGCGUUUAAGAAGGAGAAUCUGAAGCUUAUCCACAUGGUUUGCAUGCAUGCUGACCAGUGCUUUGAAGGGGAACACGACAGCCGUAUGAUGCCGCCAGUGCAACUCGACGUGAACUUGGUGAUGGAUUCAUUGUCCUUAAGAAUUAUUAACAACUUUCGUGAAAACGUGAAGCUCAUGGUGGGAGCUGGGUUUGAAGAGGAGUGCUGCCGCGUUUACAGCCAUCUCCGGCAGGAGUUUCUAACAGAGUGCCUGUCGAGAUUGGGAUUGCAAGAGCUGAUCAACAUGGUGGACGUUGACAUCAAGAUGCUGAAGGUUGAGAGUUGGAUUAAAUAUUGCAAGGUCGCUCUGAAGAUACUAUUUCCCAAUGAAAGAAGACUCUGCGAUCGCGUCUUUGAAGGUUUUUCUUCCGCUGCAGAUGUCUCUUUCAUGCAGAUUUGCAGGUAUUUUACCACUCCUAUACUGAGUUUUGCUAAUACCGUUGCAAAUGGGAGCCAUUCGCCGUAUGAUUCUUUCCGCGUCACUGGCAAAGUGUUUGAGACAUGGAAUAGCCUGCGGCCAGAUUUUGAAUCUCUGUUUCAUGAUCAGUACAAUGUAUCACUGAGAAACGAAGCGAACAUGGUCUGGAAAAAAUUGAGGGAAGCGAAUGCGGGCAUUUUUAUGCAGUUGGAGAAUCUUAUUUACCAUGAUAUGCAGCAGGUAACUGUUCCUCACGGCUUUCUCCAUCCAGUUACCCGCCAAGUGAUGAACUGCUUAAGCGAUGUUCCCGUGUUUAAAGAAAUUUCUCACCAAAUUUUUGCAGAGAACACCAUAGUUCCUAGCACAGAGGAGAACUCACCUUCAAUUCGGGACCGGUUGGCUCAAAUAGUAGAGCUUUUAGAGAGCAAUUUGGCAGCUAUAUCCAAAGACUACACCAACCCUAGUUUGUUUUGUUUUUUCAUGAUGAAUAACUUGAGAUUCAUACAGCUUAGGGUGGAAAUUCAUCCAAUGCGAAGGAUUCUAGGAAAAGAUUGGGGAGAAAAGUACACGGGAAAAAUCCAACGAAGCCUUCAACUUUAUCAAAGAAGCUCAUGGGAUAAGGUGUUAUACUUCUUGAACCUAGACAACAUUGAGUCAGAAGAGCCUAAUGUUAUAGCUGAGUCAAUGAAAGACAAGCUCAAUUUGUUCUACCAUCAUUUUGAUGAGAUCUGCAGUGUUCAGUCUAAAUGGUACGUCAUUGAUAACCAUCUAAAGGAACAAAUAUUAAUAUUCCUAGGAAACAUCUUGUUGCCAAUAUAUGGAAAAUUCAUUGACAGGUUUCAGAAUGUUCUUGGUAAGCAAGCUUACGACUAUAUUAAGUAUGGAAUGCUUCAGAUUCAAGAUCAUCUCGACCAUUUGUUUGUUGUAAACUAGCAAUCUGGAAAGAUUACGGUAAUAGUGAUGUAAUGACUGUGUGGCCAUGAACUACACCUGUGCGAUUUAUUUUAUGUUUUACCAAUAAUUGCGCGCAAUUCAUGUAAUGACUUUGCCUCCUAUCAUGUAGAUGGAGCACUACUCCAAUCCAAUAGCAAUUGCCUGCGUU